AUGCCGAAGUGCAUUAAAAUGGAUCGUUUUCGAUACAUAAGCUCUGAAGCUUGGCGAGCCCUAACUGCUAUUGAAAUGGGUCUUAAAAAUCACGAAGUUGUUCCUCCUGAGUUGGCACUCAAAAUCUCACAUAUUAAACGCAGUUGUGCAGGUUUCAUUCGCUUAGUUCAAGAGCACUUAAUUCCAUAUAGUUUGGUUGCUUAUGAAACAGAUAAUAGACAUUCAACAAAAGGAUAUCGUCUUACUAACAUGGGAUACGAUUACCUUGCUUUGAAUCAGUUUUUCAAAUCCGAACAGCUGAGUAGCUUGGGUACAAUGGUCGGUGCAGGAAAGGAGUCAGACGUUUACAUAGGCACUGCUGGUGGACGCUGUGGUCAGACUUCAGAUGAAUCAGAGGGCCUUUCGGAAGGACUUCCGCUAGAAGGGGACUUAGUUAUUGUAAAGUUUCACAGGCUUGGAAGGACAUCUUUCAGAAAAGUGAAAAACAAAAGGGAAUACCAUCAACACAGAAAUAAGUGCUCUUGGCUGUAUUUGGAUAGAUUAGCGUCCAAACGAGAAUUCGAGAUGAUGCAGGGUCUCUAUAAUAAUGGUGUUCCUGUUCCUAUGCCAUAUGCACAUAAUCGGAAUGCUGUUUUAAUGUCUUAUGUGAAAGAAAGUUCGCCGUUAUACAGGCUACUUCCAGUUGUUUUGAGUUCUAACCAAUCUGCCACCGCACGGGCUUUGUAUUACCAAGCGAAGGAUAUCCUGGAAAAAAUAGCUGGUCUGGGCCUUGUUCAUGGUGAUUUCAAUGAAUUCAAUUUGAUGGUUACCGGUUUGGACUCGACACCAAAUGAGAAAGCGGAUACCGACCCGAAACUUGUCCUUAUUGAUUUUCCACAAAUGAUCAGUCGUGACCAUAAAUUAGCUAAAAGUAUUUAUGAACGCGAUGUGGAAGGCGUUGUUAACUUUUUCAGUCGAUAUUUUGAAAUUCCAUCCGAUGAUUUGCCGUCUUCCCUUGAUACGAUUAAACGUACUAGCGAUAUCGACGUACAGUUGAAAGCUCCAGGCUAUAUUUCCCACAAUAAUAAUAAUAAUAACCAUCGUCGACUGCGGCACACAGUUGACGAUUCACUGUUGGGUACUGUCGCUCGACUACAAUUGUCAUCGUCAUCAUCAACAGAAGGAGAAAGCGAAAGCGAAAACGGUGAAUCCGAGUUGGACAAUACAGAUUCCGCUGCAGAAUCAAAAUCGGAAUGCGAUAACGAACAGAAAUCUGAGACGGAAGAAGAAGAGUCAGAGUCCGAAAGUGAUGAAGAAUGCGCCACAGAUAGUGUGAAGUAUUCAAAUACAGCGAAUGAUACUGAUGUGCGAAUUAUGAAGACUAAAACCGCACCAUCUGCAUUUACAGUUGAGGAGAUUCGUGAACGUCAACGUCGCGAAAGAAGACGUCAAAAGCAGGUUGACUUCAAUCGUCAAUUGAAGCGGCAUAAUCGUGCUGCUAUGAAACGUCAGGGUCGUCUUAAUAUGAAAGCAGAAACAUUACUAUUUGGAUGA
This is a messenger RNA of Trichobilharzia regenti, 1533 nucleotides long. The record is from the annotation of a GenBank genome assembly. NCBI's taxonomy places the organism in Eukaryota, Metazoa, Platyhelminthes, Trematoda, Strigeidida, Schistosomatidae.